CAAGGCACCGACUCUCGAUUGACUUGUCUCCAAAUUUUGUAAUCUAACCCUUAUGAUGUCCGACUACAUGAGGAUAGCUGGGGCCAUUGUCUUGCCCAACCUUGGGGGAUUUGCAUCGAGCAUGGUCCAGAAACCUGAUAAGAUGGCAUGGUAUGACACUCUGAAGAAACCCUGGUGGACCCCACCUAAGAAGGCCUUUGCACCUGUCUGGAUAUCCCUCUACGCAGCCAUGGGAUAUUCUUCGUACCUCGUCUGGAAAGAUGGAGGUGGUUUUGAAGGCGAUGCCUUGGUCCCACUUUGUAGCUAUGGAGCAUCGCUCGCCCUCAACUGGAUUUGGACUCCAGUAUUCUUUGGAAUGCACAAGAUGGGAUUGUCUGUAGCCAUCAUCCUAGCUUACUCUGGCCUGAGCUGUGUGAAUGUAGCCUUGUUCUACCCCAUCAAUCGGACUGCAUCCAUGCUCCUCGUACCCCUCCUUGGCUGGCUCUCCAUCGCAUCUAGCGUCAACAUCUACACUUGGCUAAACAACAGAGAAACCAAGACGGAAUAAUAUCAGUUAUUAUCUAGUGUAAUGUAAACAUAUACAUUUUUGUGUGAUGAAUCUGUGUGUAAUAAAGAGGGUGUGUUCACAUCAGACUGGCUUUUCCUGGGGCUGGUUGCAUGAAAUGGUCUUUUCAAGGACUCUUUUGGGUUGAUUUAUUGUGAUGCGCCAUAUAAAAUGCCUUUUUAACAAAUUAUUUGCCAACAUUUGUUUAUUUUCCAUGAAAAUUAAUGAAUCCAUUGUUAAUAAAUAUUUUAUAAUAUGAAUAUGGAUUUCAAAAGUUUGGGAAAUAAAAUUUAUAUUUGGCAAUAAAUUUACAAAUUGCGUCAUAUGGUACAUCAAAAUAAAUGGGUGACACAAAAGACCUUCCUUUUGAAGACCCUUUUGUGCAAUCAGCCUGGAAGGUAUAUUAAAUUAAAAAUCAAAUUUGUACGAGGUCUUGGGCUGUAUGUUUCACAAGAUGCUAAGAAUAUCACAUUUAUGCCAUGUACAGUUAAUCCCUUUUAGCACUGCCAGAUACUUGAUUGAUUAUACAUUCAACUGGACAGAUUAUCCUUUUACAUAAUAAUCUCAACUUUCUCAAGCAUACAUAUAUCUUCCAUGAUAUUUUGAUUGACAGUUUCUAUUCAAAGUGUUUAUAUCCAUCAAUCAUUUCACUAAAAAUGGGAUUUUUUUCUUAGCUAAGAUGCAUGUCCAUUGCCUCCUGAAGUGAAUACAUGUAUGCAUUGGUGGACUGUGACCCGGAGGAGACAAAGCAUUGGGGGGGGGGCACAGCAUUGUUCACAAACAAUGCAGUGCCCCCCCAAUGCUUUGUCUCCUCCGGGUCACAGUCCGCUACUGCAUGUAUGCCCCCUUAAAUGAAAUAUUCAUGAAAGCAGAAGGUUGACUGGAUUUCAUACUUAAUGCCCGAGGUACAAAUAAUAUUGCUACAUGAACUUCUCCAUGUUAACCGAAAAGUACCAUUUACAUGUGUUUAAAGGUAUUUGAUGAAGUACUGUGUGAAAUUGCUUUUAAUAGUAUACUGUAUAUAUCUUGAAUGUAACAACAUAUGAGUGUUGUUAGAAAGUUUUAAAUAUCUAUCUGAAGUAAAUGCAGUGCAAUUC
Lytechinus variegatus (green sea urchin) is the source of this 1641-nucleotide messenger RNA. RefSeq names its product translocator protein-like. The transcript is spliced from 4 exons. Bases 53 to 547 code for a protein of 164 amino acids. Gene Ontology annotation, cellular component: mitochondrial outer membrane. The record is from RefSeq and is a predicted model, not a curated record. Lineage: Eukaryota; Metazoa; Echinodermata; Echinoidea; Temnopleuroida; Toxopneustidae.